UUCGCCUCCCCAGUGUCAGUUCAAAACCGCCGCUGCUACCCGACCCGUUCUUCUUCCUUUCCAGGUCAGUUCCUUUUCUCGCCGCCAUGAUUGUUUCAUAUUCCGAUUCGGCUACCCCAUCGUCCAAUUCUCGCCAAGCCGAUCAAUCGGCCCCUGGGCGUAACCCCGGCCACACUCAAUCACCCCAGCCGUCACCGUCGGCCGUGUCUGGCCAUAAACGGCGUCGAUUGAGGAAGCAAUUCCCUUGCUCAACCCCGGUAGAUGAGGGCUCGAGGGUUGGAUUGGACGAAAACAUCAUGGCGCUGUGCCAUUGCCAGAUUACUGACCGGGGGUUCGCCGAUGCUACUGACAUGGUCGGACCUUCCAUUGAAGUCAUGAGACCUACCAGCACCCAAACCGCCCUGGACGCCCCUUCAGGGUUCUUCACGGUCCAUCUGGCGUCUUUGAAGAAGGGGCUGCGCUUCCCACUCCACCCGCUUUUGAUCGAACUCCUCAACGUGGUGGACCUUCUUCCGUGUCAGUUGGUCCCCAACUCUCACCGGUACAUCGCCAGUUAUUUGGUCCGGUGCAAGGUUGUAGGGGUGAAACCAACUUUGGACCAUUUCCUAUUCACUUUCAAGCUGACCAAGGGCCAUAAGGAUUGGGCGUCCUAUGCAAGCCUUUCCGAGAGGUCCAGUAAGCUCUUUGCUAGUGACAAGAAGGGGUCAACCAAAGACUGGAAACCCUUCUUCGUUUUCGUCUCGACGGGGCCCGAAUCUCCUUUCACGGGUUCAGGGCGCCCUUCCUUUCGCCGCAUCCCAUGCCCCCCACCUGAUGCCACCCUUUUGUCCAUCACUCGCCAACUCUGCAAUAAGGGAGUUAUGAACAUCAAAGAGGUGGUGACAGAGGAAACCCUUGCCGGGUUGGGGUUUGAGUUUGUUCAGGAUGAGCUUCGUCACCAACCCGACCUACUGAGGGACAUUCCCGGGGGGCAUCAGCCUGACCAGCUGAAGGACAUUCCUGAGGAAGGUCUUGACUGUGGUCCUUUUGGAGAAGAGAUGGACGGCGAUCUCCUACUCAGUCGCAUCACUAAAGGGAGGAAGAGGAAGAGAGAGGCGAAGGGCCAGGGCAAACGCUCUUCGUCCCACCACGGGGAGAGUCUUUCCCGAGAGCCGGCUGUGAUUGUAGUGGAGAACCAGGAUGAUGCUACCCUGGAAACGGGUACAAUGACAGGCCAUUCCCCUCCUCACUCUGUGAGGCCGGGUGACGACCUCGCUAGGUCGUCACAAGGUGUUGUCUCGGAGCGACCUCCUUCGCCUCCCGCGGUGACCUACGAGGUGGCGACCGGGGGUCGCUCGACGAGGCUUUGCAUUCCUCCUCUGCCCCAAAGCUUAGGGGACGUGCAACUGGAGACCCUGAUCACCCUGCCCGCGGAGGACCAAGCCCGCAUAUCGGCCGGUUCCGAGGACGACCUUGAUAAUAUGGUCCUCUUGAGGCUAAGCCAGGCCACGCUGGGGAUGAUCGAGGUGGUUGGUAGGAGACGGGGUCACCAAGCUGCCUUGGGCGAGGCGUUGAAGACAUCGGAGGCCAGGCAGAAGGAAUUGCAGGAGGAGGUCGCCCGACUCACAAGAGAGCUUGGGGAGAAGGAAAAUCGCUGCGCGGCGCUUGCUGCGGAGAAAACUUCCCAUGAGAACCGCUGCGUCGCCCUUGAGGCAGACAAGGCCUCCUUGUCCUUGGAGGUAGAAUCUGUUUCUUCUCGCGUGGUCGAGCUGGAAGGGGAGAAGUCUGAUUUGAUCCAGCAGUUGGAAGUGGAGAGGAGCGACCGGGUCCGCCAUGCGGAGGAAGCGGUAGAAUCCUUCAAGUCUUCUCCUGACUUCACGAUGGUCGCGAUGGAGCGGAUGGAAGAACUAAGAGCCGCUUGGCUCAAAACUGAACCUGGGGCUCAAUGGAUGGUCAAGGAGGGGACCAAGUCCUUCAAUUGUGGACUCUUCCGCGCCCAACAGGUCUUCCGCGACAGACUGGCUCAGCUCCCCAAAGGAUUCUCUCUCCCCGACCUCGGCUUUCCCCCUCCUUGCCGUUCCUUGGCCGAGUUCGACCCCAGCCCUUACUUGGAUGGAGGGAGCUCAAGCGCGUCUGAAGAAGAGGAAGAAGAAGAAGAGGAAGGUGGACAGGGCGACCAGAAUCCAGGGGCCAGCUUAGCCACGACUCCCAUUUCUCUGAAUCUUUCUGACGGGCCGGCUCCUUCUUCGCCGGAGCCUGCCUCCUCCCCACAGUCAGUCAAUUCCAAUGACUGGGGGGGGGGGCUAGACCCUUACGAAUUCUGUCGCCGGUUGCCUCGCCGGCAGUGGCCGUCGGUGAGACUGCCGCCACUACCGCCAAACCCUUACGAAGAUUUCAGUGAGGUGUACAAGGCCCUCUCUGCCAACCGCCUGCCUGACGGGCGGAUUGAUUGGGAUGCUCCAUGCCCCCUCCAUUCCCUGCAAUGCAUGGCCUGGGAGAGCUUCCACGAUGAGCACUUACCCCUCCUGGAGCAUGAGUGCACAUAUUACGCAAGUCUUGAACGAUGGACUAGCGAAAGUCGCACCAAUUCGCCGGUGAGGCUUAAGGAGGAGGUUGUGUUGGGGGAAGAACUGGGUCCUUCCCUACCCCGCCUUGCUUGCCGCUCACCUCCCCGGAAGACCCCUAGGCGACCUGGAGUAGCUCGAGCGGCUUCAGGAUCUCCAUCCUCAUCUAGGUGAUGCUGGUUGGGGUUCACGGAGAAGUGAGCCGUCCCCCGUCCUUCCUUGGUAGGAGAAGGGCGGUGGGUUUUUUCUGAGGCUGGGGGCGACCGAUCCCGUUCCAUGGUGGGGAAGAAAGGUGGUCGUCUUGG
This is a messenger RNA of Cuscuta campestris, 2848 nucleotides long. The record is from the annotation of a GenBank genome assembly. Lineage: Eukaryota; Viridiplantae; Streptophyta; Magnoliopsida; Solanales; Convolvulaceae.